Molecule: messenger RNA, 1228 nt
Organism: Saccostrea echinata
Lineage: Eukaryota; Metazoa; Mollusca; Bivalvia; Ostreida; Ostreidae
Product: kelch domain-containing protein 9-like
Exons: 2
Coding region: 45-1055 (336 amino acids)
Molecular function (GO): cyclin binding
Source: RefSeq, a predicted model, not a curated record
AAGAUAUUCAUUUUUAGGCCGAAAAAUUUGUAGACCCUAAUUUUAUGUUUACUGAAAAAAUCAGAAUGGCUAAAGCAGCACAGCAGAAGACUGAAAUCUUGAUUGACUGGGAAAAAACAGCUAUUACUGGACCUGUUCUUGGAUUUCAUGCAGGAUGUGUCGUGGGCAACAAUUUCUACAUCCAUGGCGGAGUUGAAUCCAUGGACAGCAAGACACCUUCUAACAGGCUUUAUCAGUUGAGUAGUUCUGAGGGAGCUUGGACAGAGCUUUCCUUCCCAGGAAGCCCCUCUCUCAGUCAUCAUGCAGCUGUAGACAUAAAUGAUAGAUACAUCAUUUUGAUUGGUGGGUGGAAUGGAAAGUCACGCUCCUCAAAAAUCUAUGCUUUUGACACUGAAAAACAGCAAUGGACUGAACCAACAGUGACAGGUUUUCCUGAAGAUGGGGGACUGAGCUCACAUACAGCCACUGUUCUUAAUUCAGGCAAAAUUUUGAUCUUAGGACGUGAAGGAAGCCUUCGGAUGCAGCGCCGUCAUGGUAGCAUGUACUUGUUGUCAGGAAGUGUGGAGUCAGGGAGAUUUAUAUACAGGGAAUAUACUCAAGCUACAGCAUCUAGGUCAGGUCAUACAGCCAACGUAAUUGGAAAUGUACUGUGUAUUGUUGGAGGUAGGGACAGUAACCUUAUAGAAAUACAUACAGGAUUUAAAUCACUAAAAUCACCAGCACCAGUAACCAAUCAAAUUACCAGAAUUGUGGACAAACUCCCAUCUGUAUCUAAAACACCUGCUGGGAGAAAAAAUCAUGUAUCUGUUGUUUCCCCUGGGGCAAUUUUAAUUCAUGGUGGAGAAACCUUUGAUGGAAGAAAUAGGGAACCUGUUGGAGAGAUGUUAAUUUUUGCCACGAAACCCUGCAAUACUUUUUAUAAAGUGGGUGUGUCUGAAGUGAAGAGGGCUGGACAUGUGUGUGGAGUUGUUGGGGAUGAAAUUAUUCUUCAUGGGGGAUUUGGGGGCAAAAAGCAGUUGUAUGGAGACACUUUUUUUCUAAAAUUUAAAAAGUAACGUUUGAAAGAUCACCAAUCUAAUUAAAAUCAGACUUUUUAGAUUCGCACCCUAUACACUCUGCUUAAGCAGUGUUUAUACAGCACCGAUCUAAGAAGUCUAAUUUUAAUUAGAGAAAGAUCACCUAAUCAAAGUACAUUUAGCUAUUUGAACAGUACUAUCCUAUUUUAUAA